Messenger RNA from Melopsittacus undulatus (budgerigar), 5867 nucleotides. RefSeq names its product protein spinster homolog 2. Gene Ontology annotation, biological process: lipid transport; transmembrane transport; sphingosine-1-phosphate receptor signaling pathway. Lineage: Eukaryota; Metazoa; Chordata; Aves; Psittaciformes; Psittaculidae. Bases 48 to 1739 code for a protein of 563 amino acids. The transcript has 14 exons. Gene Ontology annotation, cellular component: membrane. The record is from RefSeq and is a predicted model, not a curated record. Gene Ontology annotation, molecular function: transmembrane transporter activity; sphingolipid intramembrane carrier activity.
GCGGGCUGCGGCGCUGGGAGCGCUCCGCGGUUGCCUCCCCGCAGCCCAUGAUGUGCCUGGAAAGCGACGGCUCCUCCGGCAGCAGCCCCGGCUGCGGCGGGCGGCUGCGAGCCGGGGACGAAGAGGAGGAGGAGGACGGCGAGCGGGGCUGCUGCGGCCGGGGCGCUGAGGGCGAGGUGCAGACGCUGUCGGGCAGGAUGAACCCGCCGGCCACCGGCAAGCACCCGGAGCGUGCGGCUGCACUCCACAAGGCGCCGAGUCUCGGCCGGGCCCGGGUGGCGGCCGCCGGCAUCCUCAGCGUGGGCAACGUGCUCAACUACCUGGACCGGUACACGGUGGCAGGUGUGUUACUAGACAUCCAGCAGCACUUUGGAGUCAAAGACAGUGGGGCUGGCUUGUUGCAAACAGUUUUCAUCUGCAGUUUCAUGGUUGCAGCCCCUAUCUUUGGCUACCUUGGGGACCGUUUCAACAGGAAGGUCAUUCUCAGCUGUGGCAUUUUCUUCUGGUCAGCUGUCACUUUUUCAAGCUCCUUCAUUACUGAGCAGUAUUUCUGGCUUCUUGUGCUGUCCCGAGGCUUGGUUGGCAUCGGUGAAGCAAGUUACUCCACUAUUGCACCCACCAUCAUAGGAGACCUGUUCACCAAAAACACACGGACCCUUAUGCUGUCUGUUUUCUACUUUGCAAUUCCCCUUGGCAGUGGCUUGGGGUACAUCACUGGGUCAAGUGUGAAGCAGGUUGCUGGCGACUGGCACUGGGCAUUGCGGGUAUCUCCACUCCUGGGAAUGAUAACAGGGACACUCAUCUUGAUAUUUGUACCUGCUGCUAAAAGAGGAAAUGUUGAACAGCUUGGAGGACAGCUGAAGGCUCGGAGCUCAUGGCUGAGAGACAUGAAAGCUCUGAUUAGAAACCGCAGCUACGUGUUCUCCUCACUGGCCACCUCAGCUGUGUCCUUUGCCACAGGGGCACUUGGCAUGUGGAUCCCUCUCUACCUUCACAGAGCACAGGUGGUGCAGAAGACAGCAGAGACCUGCAGCUCACAGCCCUGUGGCACCAAAGAUAGCUUGAUCUUCGGAGCAAUCACAUGCUUCACUGGUUUCCUGGGUGUAAUCACAGGGGCAGGGGCAACCAAAUGGUGCCGGUUAAAAACCCAGCGAGCUGAUCCUCUUGUCUGUGCUGUUGGCAUGCUAGGAUCAGCCAUCUUCAUCUGUCUGAUCUUCGUGGCUGCCAAGAGCAGCAUUGUGGGAGCCUAUAUUUGCAUUUUUAUUGGAGAAACUCUUCUGUUUUCAAACUGGGCUAUCACAGCAGACAUACUAAUGUAUGUGGUCAUUCCAACACGCCGUGCAACCGCAGUGGCCUUGCAGAGUUUCACUUCACACCUCCUGGGAGAUGCUGGCAGUCCUUAUCUGAUUGGAUUUAUCUCAGACCUGAUCCGACAAAGCACAAAGGAGUCCCCAGUCUGGGAGUUCCUCAGCUUGGGGUAUGCACUCAUGCUCUGCCCCUUUGUCGUUGUCCUGGGAGGGAUGUUCUUCCUGGCCACAGCCCUCUUCUUCCUAAGUGACCGAGCCAAAGCUGAACAACACUAUUUUUUAGGGAGGAGAUGGAGGCAUGUAGCAGCUUGUUCAGCAUCCUGGGAGAACUCUGUUGUAGAGUGGGGAACUGAAGCCAUCUCCCUCCAACUGCAGGGUGAAUCAACUUGUGAUGCCACCAGCCUCUGUGAAAGUGUGAGACGUUGCCAGUGAAGGAAAUGCCAUGUGGACUCCUGCUCCCACCACCACACCAACCUUGAGCGCAAAGCCCUUCCAUACUGGAAACCAGUGGAUCCCUCAGCUCCACACCACCCUGGAAGGGUUCUCCAGCACCAAAUCAAUCCCACCACUGCAGCCUGCAGGGUCAGGCAUCAGGACGUGAGCAGGGCAACCUGGAACACAAGAACUCCUUGAGCAUAAGGACGUUCACAGGUUCCUCUGAGCACCAAAAGCAACUGGACCCCAAAUGUGUUAUCCAAGUGAGUGACUGUAGAUUGUGUAUAUGGUUUUAGUUGUAGCCAACAAAGUCCACAUUGUUUAUAGGGCAACUUACGUCCUACUGAAUGCUGCUGUUGUGUCAGCACCCAGAGACUGCACUAGUUGGGGACCUAUUCUGUACAUCACCUAUUCUUGAACACUGAAGGCUCAAUUCAGAUUAUUAUUUUUUAUUUAAAUGUCAUAAGAUGCUUUAUCUCUGCUGAAGACAUUAGAUGACAGAUAUAUAUAUAUAUAUUUAGAUAAACAGUUUUUAUUUAAGCAUUGAAAAUCUGGUGCUGCCUGUGCAACCAUACCAGACAUGAAUAACGUCCACAACUCUCCUCAUCUCAGUGCCCUGGGAUAAGGCCCUGCAAGGGCAUCACAGGAAGAUUUCCAGUGGGUGACUUACCUGGCACCUAAGGCUAAGCAAGGGGAUAGAGGAGAGAGUUUCACUGCACUGGGUGUGCUGGUGGUUGUUACAGAAAGGCCCAGAACUUUGGACUGAAACACACAGGGGGGCUCUAGAGUUUGCUUAAUAUGCUAAAUUCAGCCUCACCCAAGGACGUUCACAGGUUCUUAAAGUACCAAAAUCCACCUGGCUGAAUUGCUUUAUCUAGGGCCUGGUAGUGCAAUACUGCUGUGCCAGUGACAUCCUGCUUCGUUUACAUGCAUAUCAUACUACAUGUAUUGUUCAUGCUAAUACUCUACCACAAACAGUGCUUAGGCUGAAUGCAUGCCCAACCCCAGGCACAGUCCAGGCUACUCUUACUGCAGGGUCACUUUUAUCCUUACAAAGAUGCAGUUGAGAUCUUUAGUAGACAAGGUCAGUGUAUGAAGUGUGUGAGCCUCAAAUGCAGAAGUGUGUAUCUGUAUGUCAAAGUGCCAUUUCACUGCAGCCUUGUUUCCUGCAUUUGGCCUCUACAAGCCAAAUUUAUGCUGUGUCAGGCUGAUGCUGGGAAAGGCAGGUGAGCACAGGCCCUGGAGCAGGAGUCAGGCUUCCAGAGAAAGGGCAUUGAUUCAGGAAACUUCCCACUCCCUUUGUUCUGUUUAGAUGUCUCCCAAAGGUUAGGUACUCCCUACACAGCUCGAGUAGGUAGUAGAUAAAUCAGCAAAGGAAAUGCCAGACUCGUGGAUAUGAGUUCAGGCUGGAAGCUUGUUCAGAGACACAGGAAGGUACUGUCAGUACAUCUGGGGUUUAUCUCCCACUCACUUCCAGGAUGUGCUAGGUCCUGUAGUACAGCACUGUAGUAGAGAUGAUUGGUAACUCCAGGUAUCACCAAACUGGUUAAUGCUCACCACAGAGCCAGCUGCUGCCCAGAUGGGUCCUGGGGGUGACUCCUGUAACAACGUGAGCCCUUCCUCCUCCUCAGACUCCAAUGGACUCUUCUGCAAAGGAUGCUCUGUCAGCUCAAAUACCUGAACAAGAGCUUUAGGAUUUGGCUCAACAACCAGAGCCAGACAUUUUCCUCGAGUGCCUGGGCACCCUCUGGAGAACAGCAAGCGGGUGCUAGAAAUAAUAAAGCAAAGCCAAUCCACAACAAUGCUUCAUUUCCCACCUCAUGCCAGUAUUUACAUUCCUAGGGGAAACACUCUGCAGUCUGGGAGCCAAACUCUUGGCUUUAAAGGCACACAAAGUUCUUAUUCCCAUUAAGAAAUUCUUUGUUAAGCCGUUUAAAAAGAAACAAAAAGCAGCCCAACAAUCAGUCAUUUCAUCUCAGAGACCAAAGACGAUAAGCCCCAUUUCCUACAUUGCUUUUCCGAUGGGCUCUCUCCAUUGUAGCCUUUACUGUCAACAAAAUGGAGCAUUCCUGCUAAAGUUCAGAGCUUAGGAAUUGCCUUUAACCUUAAUUCUCAGGCAUCAACAAUGGAAAGGGAACUGAAGUGCUGUGUACUUUCACUAGCUUGCUUUGUUGGAAACAAGCCCCAGCCCUCAUCAGAGGCACAGGCUGUGACUGGAGGCUGCCUUCAGCUCCUGUGCAUAUGAAGGAAAUUGCUGUGGCUUUGUUUCUACCAAGGGAAGAGUGAAGGGAGCAAGCCAGGGAGUGAGAAGUGAGUCCUACCUGAGCAGUCCCACACCAAGGGAUCCCUGAAUCCCAUGUGUUCCAGGCUGAGGGAAGCCACAGCAGCAGCUAUGACAGCUCAGAGAGGAUUAACAGAAUGGAAACUUGGCCUUUCCACCUCCUGCGGAUGCUGCUGCUCCUUUACACUUUGAUGACCACAUCUGAAUGGCCAGGAGCUGCAAGGCUGCAUUUCUUGGUUUAGCUGUGAAGGAUUGUUCAGUUAGUGCUUCUAUAAAGGUAUUCGGUCUGUUAGAGGGAAACCAGUUCACUUAGAUCAGGGGUCUACACUAUACCUGUAUUGUAUUAUAGCGGUGCCAAACUCUGGACUUAGCAAGCAAUGCUGUGCUGGUUUCCCCUGUGACUCCAUGUUUAGGCAGGUACUGAUGUAACCAGGCUUGGAAGCUGCUGGGGCCAUUUGGUUGUUGACCCUCUGGAGCAGUAGAACAGUUUCUGUUAGAGACACAGGAAAUACUUCUGGAGUGAGAAGUCUGGACUGAAUUUCUAUUUCUUAUAUCCACACUAAAUAAGAACCCCCAUUAAAAUCAGCAUUUCUGGGUUUAUAAAGAAAGGCUGUUAAUAGGAAAAGAGAGUAAGUUUUUAAUAAAGAAUCCACAUAUUUUAGUAUCCAUUACACUGAAUGGGGCAGGAUUCCAGCCUGUCACUUAAAUAAGCCAUCGUUCAGGUCAUCAAGGUUAUGUUUGUGGUUCUAAACUUCAACACAAAAUAGUCCCAAUAAGGACAUAAAUACCUUUAAAACCACUGCUCCCUGGCACACAGAAUCACUUUGUGUAUCUGGAAAUCAGAGUACACAAACAGGAGCCCCUGAAUUCAUUUGCAAACAUAUGGAAGAACACUACCAAGAGAGGCACUGCUCGUGCCCUCCCCUCCCAGCACACAGGCAUCUCCUCAGCACAGGAGCCCAAGCAAGGGGAAAAGUGUCCAGGGUUUGCCUGUCACUGCUGGGUCCUGACCCUGCUCUGUGCCUCCUCCACACCUCUGCCCAAGGCUGACUGUGUCCCAUGGCUCUCCACAAGCACAGGCUCCUUCCAGUCUCCCUGUGCUCUAUGGGACUGACAAUGUCAGAAGCAGCCUUCCUGCAUCUAUCAGGACCAUGCAGGGUGGCCAGAGUGCACCAGGGAGGGUCCAGGUGCCCCUCAGAUCAUCAUGAGGCCUUUCUCAUUCCACUCCACUCCAUAAAGGUAUCCCUUUAAACAAGCAUUAAGUCCCUCCACAGCUCAUACUGCAUCUGCACCAUGCACCCACUACAGAAGCAAUUAGGUGGCUUGUACACAGCAAGAGAAACAGAGGUAAUGGGAACUGCACAGAGAGGCAAGAAAAUGACCCCAAAACCAUCAAGCUGCCAACCCAAAUAACAGCAGUGGGAGGCUCCUGCUGCCAUCAUCAGAGCAGAACCUGGGUGAGCCCCAGAGCCUUUCCCCUUUUACAGACCAGCCAGGAGAGAGCCUCAGGGUGACAACUACACCCUGGAAAUGAAUGGCUGCAUUCUGACAACACAGUUCCUCUCUGCACCCUCUGUCCUAAUUGUGUUCUCUGUUUGCUUUAUUGUUUGGUAACCAGCACUUAAAAUCACUUUUACUACGUGAUGUACAGGAGUAUUAGUUUAUUUUCUUGUUAUACAAGGGAGGAGUAUAAAAUAGUUUUCUGAUUUCUUUCAGAAGCAAAUGACUAUUUUAUUUUUUAAGAGCAACUGAUUGUGAAUCUCAGAGUAUAAAAAAAAAUAAAAGAUAAAUAAGCCAAAUAUAUACCUUUAUGUAAAUUAAGAAAUAAAAGUAUUUAAAACAUA